AUGGAAGUUGCAAUGAGUUUGAGAUUCCUUAUACUGAUGGCGGUUAUCUUGUGUGUGGCCAUGGCACAGGUGGCAACAACAGAGAAGCCCAAGGGAUCCACCACCACGGGGAAGCCAAUGAAGGCCACAGAUCGUCGCGACAAGCGUCAAUUGGGCAACACUGCCGCCAGCAGUGGCAGCAACUUUCCCAUUUUCUACGACGGCGUCGGUGUGAAUCCUCCGCUGCAGCAGCUGCCCCCGCUCCAGCCAUUGCCACUGCCACUGCCACUGCCACCGCUGCAGCAGUUGCAACCGGGCCAGGGCCAGGGCCAGGGCCAGGGCCAGACACAGUCGAGCUGGCUGCCCAAUUUCGGACAAAACUUUGGCCAGAAUCUGCCCAUCAUUGGCACGCUGGUCGGUGGGCUGCCGAAUCUCAUCAGCAGCCUGGGUCUGGGCAACCUCAACGGCGGCUUCGGCAAUCUGGGCGGCCUCAAUCUCGGCCAACUUGGCCUGGGCGGCCUGACCCCAGUGGUAGCGGCACCUGUGCCCGUGCCCGUGCCCAUCACACCCAAUCAGCAGUGUCCGCUCACCCAGAAGCUCAGCUGUCGCUGCGAGCCGCUCCUCCAGCUGCCCGGCCAGAAGCUCAGCUCUCAGCUGCGCGGACCACAAGCCCAGUCCCAGUCGCAGUCGCAGUCGCAGCUGGUGCAGAUCCUCAGGCAGAAUGUGCGCCGCAAUGAGGACGGAUCGCAGGAGCUGCGCGUUGUCCUGAGCAGCGGACAUGUGCUCUAUCAGCGGACGGCAAAGGACCUCGGCCAGAGCGGCCACUUUGCCAUGAGGCUGCCGUCGGGGCGUUUCUUCAACAUUUUCUACAGUGUCAACGAGAAGGAGUACACGGUGCGAGCAGACGUCAAGGAUGCGCCACCCAGCUCCGACCUUGAUGAGGAGCUCACCGGACAGAUCUAA
Molecule: messenger RNA, 942 nt
Organism: Drosophila guanche
Lineage: Eukaryota; Metazoa; Arthropoda; Insecta; Diptera; Drosophilidae
Exons: 2
Coding region: 1-942 (313 amino acids)
Source: RefSeq, a predicted model, not a curated record